Messenger RNA from Polypterus senegalus (gray bichir), 10286 nucleotides. It is a transcript of the gene tulp4a, whose product is annotated as TUB like protein 4a. NCBI's taxonomy places the organism in Eukaryota, Metazoa, Chordata, Cladistia, Polypteriformes, Polypteridae. The record is from RefSeq and is a predicted model, not a curated record. Gene Ontology annotation, molecular function: protein binding. The transcript is spliced from 15 exons. Bases 1368 to 6272 code for a protein of 1634 amino acids.
AGUGGGGCCCAGCAGAGUGAUACCGAGAGAGAGGAGAAUAACGGAGAGUGCUGGGGUGAUUUAUUUGCAAACGCAGAAAAAAACAGGAUAAUUGUAUUUGGAACCUGGGGCGAGACGGAGGUUGUCCUACACUUGCCUCUGAAGAAUGUUCAUCUAUUGGCCACCUGUGGUGUAACAUAAUGACAUUGUCCAGUGAAGUAAGAUUUACGCUGCUAUUGCCAUGGAGUUGACGCAGUGACAUAAGCCUUGAGUGGCUUCAGAGUUGACUUGUGAGCAAAGGACACAUGUUUGGACUAGGAUGUUCUCGAUUGGAUCACAUGGUUUGCAGAUUAAAAGGCUCUGAGGAUAGACUACUUGGAUUUUGCAUUCUUUUCUUUUUCAUUUUAUUGGAGGUUGGAGAGACUGAGUUUUUUCCUCUUCCCUCCCCAUUAUUGACAGAACAAUGGUAUUAAAUUUUGGGCAUUUGCUUGGUAAUGGCACAACGAACUAAGGACAAUUAAUUCCUUCUUAGCAAAAGACCAAGAUAAACAUCAUCUUAAGGACAAUUUCAAUAGGGAUUACAUUUGAAGCUGAGCCUGAAAUCUUCCCCAGGCUACAUUUGUACCCAGUUUUGUGCUGCUGAAACCAUGGUAGAUGUCUAUCUUGUGUGACAGCAUUUUUUUUUAACUUUAAGCAAUUGGGAUGUUGAAAGGUCUGUAAGACUGCUGUCGCUGCCUUUGCGAUUUAACAUUGCUGGAUAAAUUACUGUGCUUAAAGCAUAGAAGACUGUGAAGUAAUGGAAGCAAGAAUUAUCAGUACUCUUUGCACCAGUAUAUGGGAAAGUUCAGUCGCAUCAGUUCUCUGAUUGCGGGAAAAUGUUUUUGUUUUUUUUUUCUUUUGUGACUUGGAUUUAAAGUGGAAUAGCCCAUAAAUUUUAGGGACUCACACAUUCUUGUGCCUUUUUUAUUUAUGCAAUUUUGAUGUCCUGUUUGCUUCUCAUAAAAGCUGUUAUCAGGGUCCAACAAUCUGUCCUUGAUAAAGCAUUUAAUUUUGUUUUUUUUUCUUGUGAUUACACAAGAUCUCUUCAGUAUUCCAUUCCCAGUACAUUGGUUUGAAGAUCUGUGGAAACUGAACAUAGCCCAAUCAGUGGAUAUUAGUUUAACUACUGCUAAAGUAGACUGAAAUAGUUUUAAUGAGCUUGAAUUCUUUUCUUAUUUCUAUUUCAGUCAGCACUGUUAACAACUAAGAAACUGUUAAUAACUAUGCAUUUGAUAUUCUGUCACAUUUCUCCUCGGACCUGUUUUGGAGACUAAACUAACAAACUAUUUUUAAUUAUAAUACACCUCUCGAAUGUGUUUUCAGCAGAUGUGCUGAAUUUACCUUUAGGCAUGUUUGCAGCUGUGGAACAUGGUCCAGUUCUUUGUAGUGACUCAAAUAUUUUAUGCCUCUCAUGGAAAGGCCGGGUACCUAAGAGUGAAAAGGAGAAGCCAGUUUGUCGGAGACGCUAUUAUGAGGAAGGAUGGCUUGCAACUGGCAAUGGUCGAGGUGUUGUUGGAGUGACAUUCACAUCAAGUCACUGCAGAAGAGAUAGAAGUACACCACAACGAAUCAAUUUCAAUUUGAGAGGUCAUAACAGUGAGGUUGUGUUGGUGAGAUGGAAUGAGCCCUUUCAAAAACUAGCCACAUGUGAUGCAGAUGGUGGAAUAUUUGUCUGGAUUCAGUAUGAGGGCAGGUGGUCAGUGGAACUUGUCAAUGACCGAGGGGCUCAGGUGAGUGACUUUACUUGGAGUCACGAUGGAACUCAGGCUUUAAUCUCUUACCGGGAUGGAUUUGUCUUGGUUGGAUCAGUGAGUGGACAAAGGCACUGGUCCUCUGAAAUAAAUUUGGAAAGUCAAAUUACAUGUGGAAUAUGGACACCGGAUGAUCAGCAGGUGCUAUUUGGGACAGCAGAUGGUCAAGUGAUUGUGAUGGACUGCCAUGGACGCAUGCUUGCCCAUGUGCUUCUUCACGAAUCUGAUGGAAUUAUCAGCAUGUCCUGGAACUACCCUAGCUUUCUCGUGGAGGACAGCAGUGAAAGUGAUACAGAUUCUGAUGACUACUCGCCUCCUCAGGAUGGUCCAACCGUUUAUCCAAUUCCAAUACAGAGCAUAAAACCUCUGCUGACUGUCAGCUUCACUUCAGGGGACAUUAGUUUAAUGAACAAUUAUGAUGACUUGUCUCCUUAUGUUAUCCACUCAGGACUAAAGGAUGUUGUUGUACAGUGGUGCUCCCAGGGUGAUCUAUUGGCAGUGGCUGGUAUUGAAAGACAAAAUCUUCCAACUGAUCCUAGCAUAAUUCCGAUCUUGAGGAAUGCUCUUGUUAAAUUUUACAAUGUCCAUGGAGAACAUAUUUACACCCUGGAGACACCAGCACAAAGAAGCAUCACCACAAUAUGUUGGGGACAUAGAGAUUCCCGACUGUUUUUAGCCUGUGGCCCAGCACUCUAUGUAAUUCGAGUUGAACACAGAAUUGCCAGCCUACAGCUUCUAUGCCAACAGGCCAUAGCCAGUACACUUAAAGAAGAGAAAGAUAUUAGCAAACUCACCUUACCAUCUCGCCUCUGCUCUUAUCUCACUGCUGCUUUUAUACAAACAAUAAAGCCUCCUAUUCCUGACCCUAACAACAUGAGAGACUUUGUCAGUUAUCCCACAGUGGGGAAUGAAAGAUUGCAUUGUACAAUGAAGCGAACAGAGGAUAAUCCUGAAGUUGGUGGCCCUUGUUACACUCUCUAUCUGGAGUAUUUAGGUGGUCUAGUACCCAUUCUUAAGGGUCGUCGCAUUAGCAAGCUCCGUCCUGAGUUUGUUAUAAUGGAUCCUAAAAUGGAUAGUAAAACUGAUGAAGUAUAUGGAAAUAGUUUAAUUUCUUCCAUGAUCGACAGCUGUAAUUGUUCCGACUCCAGUGAUAUUGAACUGAGUGAUGACUGGGUGGGAAAAAAAUCACCAAAGAUAUCUAGAGGCAGCAAGUCACCUAAGCUUUCCAGAAUUAACAUUGAAACUAGAAAAUCACCCAAGCUAUCCAGAGCCUCUCAAGACAUAACAAGAUCUCCACGUUUACCUAUAAGAAAACCUUCUAUUGGAUCUCCAAGUUUAGCUCGUAGAGAGUUUCCAUUAGAAGAUAUAUCUCAGCAUAACUAUCUUGCUCAGGUUACUUCUAACAUUUGGGGAACAAAGUUUAAGAUUGUGGGGCUUGCUUCUUUUUUGCCAAAUAAUCUUGGUGCAGUAAUAUAUAAAACAAGCCUGUUGCAUCUUCAGCCUAGACAGAUGACUAUUUAUUUACCUGAAGUGCGGAAGGUUUCCUUGGAUUAUAUUAACCUGCCAGUAUUCAACCCUAAUGUGUUCAGUGAGGAUGAAGAUGAUUUGCCAGUUACAGGGUCUUCUGGAGUGCCAGAUGAUAACCCUCCUUGCACCGUGAACAUUCCUAUUGCUCCUAUUCACAGUUCUGCCCAGGCCAUGUCUCCCACACAAAGCAUUGGACUAGUCCAGUCUCUUUUGGCUAAUCAAAAUGUUCAGCUUGAUGUACUAACCAACCCCACUGCUGCUGCAGCAGCUACAGCAGUUGCAGCAGCAGUAGCUGGUAACUCAGACCACAGCCAGGACAGUGGAAUAAAUACUCAAUAUUCAGUACCUAAUAGAUAUUCUAGCCCUGGUCAAGUGAUAUUCGGAGGUCUGGAAAUGGGGAGGCUCCUUGUUGGACCUCCACCACCACCACCUCCACCACCUCCUCCACAACAACCAUUGUCACCUCCACAGCCACCUUUGCCUUCUUACCCACCUCCUCAUCAUCUUCAAGGGAUGUUACAUCUUCCACCUGUAAUCUCAGAUCAUGGACCAGAGAGGGAACAUGAACACCAUCAGAAGAGCAAGAGCCUUAGACCUGGACCCCAACUUGCAGAAGGAGACGCUGUCAUUUUUAGUUCUCCUCUUGAAAUUCAGAUCAGUAAAAUGAACCCCCCACCACCUUAUCCUGGAACAGGGACUGGAACAGCAUCAGCAGCAGCAGCAGUACCUUCAGCUGCCACAGUAGCUGCCGCCGCUGCUGCCGCUGCCACUAAUAGUAAUGCCUCUCCCUCCUCAGUUGACCUUUGCCUCAAGAAAAAUGAAUUUUCACUAUAUCCUGCAGCACCUCAGUACCAGACACCACUGGGCUAUGAAAGAAUCACAACAUUUGAUAGCAGUGGAAAUGUUGAAGAGGUCUGCCGCCCUAGAACUAGAAUGCUUUGUAAUCAGAAUGUGUAUACUCUGGGUCCAGGCAGCUCUGCAACUUUGCGAGUCACCACCUCUGAUGGCAAAAAAGUAAAGGUGCCUUGUACUAGUGCCACUCUUAAUAGGCUAACAGUGCCGCGUUAUUCCAUCCCUAGUGGUGAUCCUCCUCCUUACCCAGAGUCUGUUAAUACAAUUGGAAGGAACACAAACCAUCGUAUAGACAGCAGUCUUAUUCAUGCAACUUUACGUCGCAACAACAGGGAGACUUCUCUAAAGAUGACUCAAUUGAUGGAUGCACAGAGAACUCUUCCAACAAAAUCCAAACUGAAUAGCAUUGCAGCAGCAGCAGCCGUCACCUAUCAGCAAAGAAUACCCGCAGCUUUAUAUACUUGCAGCCAGUGCAGCAACGGAAGUACCAGUGGUGGAAAUGCUGGUGUCAGUGGUGUGAACAACAGCAGUAGUAGUAAUAGUAAUGGCAUCUCUGGUGGGCCACUUAUUAGACAAGAUUUACCUCCAGCAAAUGCCACCCAGCAUAGUACUGUUAUUGUUCACUCCAACAGUACAUCACCUUUAACUUCGCAGUCAUCAUACAAUCUACUCAGCCCUCCAGACAGCUGUAGAGAUAGAACUGAAUAUAUUAACUCUGCAUUUACUGAAGAUGAAUCUGUAACCCAGCAGUGUCAGAUAGAAAAGUCUAUGCGGCACCUUGCCAUCAGUGAUGUCACUCUAGCUGUCAAGAGGCCGCCUCCUUACCAAUGGGAUCCUUCAGCUACUGAGGAAAUCUGGGUCCCACAAGAAAGGCCAACACUUGGAGCACCACCUAGUGUUCAUAAACCUCCACCUCUUAUUUUGAACCCAUCUCAGCACAUAGACAUGUCCCGCUUACCUUUUGUUCUAUCUCCUAAAUCACCCACCAGUCCAAAUUCAAAUUUUCAAGCUGGCUACCAGAUCACCUUACCCUUUCCACCAGGUGCUGGUUAUUCAGGAGGCCAGCUUCAGGCGUUACAACCUAUUCCACAACCCUGCUCUCCUAAGGAGGUAGUGGCACCUGUCCCAUUUUCUCAGCAAGAAACUCCCAUGGUGUUACCUCCAGGAUACCCACCUAAUAUCUCUAAUCUUGCAUGCUGCCCCCUACCACCCAUGUACCCUGGAGGCAGUACAUGUGCUGGACUGCAGCUGCCUCCUAUUGCUUUACACCCUUGGAACACCUAUGGAUCUUGUCCACCCAUACCAAAUUCAACAGGAACCCUGCAGCCAAAGACCCACCUACUAGUGGAAAAGCCAGUCCUCUCACCCCCACCACCAGCAGACCUUCAAAACCAUAUUGGUGCCACAGAAGCUGUGGCUGAGGCAGGGGAAAACUUCCAGGAAGUUCUGUCUCUAAAUGAAAGUCCUAUUCCCCAACGAUCUGACAAGUUUAGUAAGAAAAGCCGAAAACGCUUGGACAGUCGGGCAGAAGAAGCAAAUGUGCCAGCAAUUACAGAGGGUAAAGUGAAAAAAGAAGCUCGUGCACUUGGCGAUUUCAACUCUCUAAUAUCCAGUCCCAGGCUUGGGAGGGAGAAAAAGAAACCGAAGAAUCAGAAAGAACAAUUGAAAUCCAAGAAACUGAGCAAAACCAAUGAAUUUCAGGACAGCUCAGAGAGCGAGCCAGAAUUAUUUAUCAGUGGUGAUGAACUUAUGAAUCAGAGCCAAAGUGGAAAAAAAGGCUGGAAGACUAAGAGAAACCUGCGGACAGCCAGUGAACUCGAUGAAUUCAAAUGCCGCAAGGCAAGUGAAAAGGAAGAUCGUAGUUUAGGAAGCCAGGGCUUUGUCUUUGUAAUGGCAAACAAGCAGCCUCUUUGGAAUGAAGCAACGCAGGUCUACCAGCUAGAUUUUGGAGGUAGAGUGACACAAGAGUCUGCAAAAAACUUCCAGAUUGAACUUGAUGGUAGACAGGUGAUGCAGUUUGGCAGGAUUGAUGGCAAUGCCUAUAUACUGGACUUUCAAUACCCUUUCUCUGCAGUCCAGGCCUUUGCUGUGGCUCUUGCAAAUGUUACCCAGCGACUCAAAUAAAAGCUGGCUCUGCAAUGACUGAUCCAGAUAGAUCAGUUUUCUGUCUGCAAUGAAACUGGAUCAAGUAAGCAGCACACAUGUAAAACUACUGGCUACCAUGUGGAGGAGCCAUAUUUCCAGGCUUUGUGAAGAUUGAUGCAAGAGAGACCUGAUGUCAAAUUCUUGGACAAGAAUGGUAUGCUUGCCCUGGGUGGUUGUUCAGUUUGUAUACUGGGCUAAUAUCCAGAUGCCACCAGAAACAGACUUCCCUCCUUACAGACUGCCUUACCACAUUUUUGUUUCCUUUUAAUACUGUUACAUGGGGGGUUUUUCAGUCCAGUUUUUAAACACAGAAUUAAUACUUGAAAAUUAAAUAUGGACAGAAUAAUAGUGUAUUAGCUAAAUGUUACAGGUACUAUUGAGCACUGAAGCCUAUAGCUGCAAACAAAAAAUAGACAUCGUAAGUAAUUUAAAAAGAAGCAUACUGGCUUAGAGUGUGGGUGUAUGUAUAUGUGAUAGAAGUAUGUGUUUAUGUAUGUAAGUAUACAUAUGUGUGUUUAUACAUGUGUAUAUAUGUUUCUUUAUGCACUCAUGUUACGAAUGCAUGUGCAGUAUGUUGUAUACAAACAUUUUAAAUUAACAAUUGUGUUUUUAGUAUAUUUUUUGUAACUCAGCCUGGAAUAUUUGGAACAUUCGGUGCCUAUUUUAGUGCUAUAUACAAAGAACUGAAGCAGGCUACUGAAAAGUGAGUGGGCUGUUGAGGUUUUUUUUUUUUUACUCUAAUUUUCCUUCUGCAGAUUGAACAGGACUAACUUACUUCUUACCAUUUAUCAAGAUACUUUUAAUUAAAGCUGUAUUAUUUAAAAAGGAAUGGUGCAAAAACCUACAAAUGAAAAAUAAUGGAGUUUAUCUGCUUCUAAAAAAUACUUGAUUUUACAAAUAGAAGGACCUUCUUUAAAAUGGCCUGUUAUAUAUUACUCAGAGAUCAUUGCACUAAAUCAUUUAUCCCAGACAUGUUUUAAUUUCUCUUUCUUUAUAUAUUAUCAAGCAUUCUUGAUAUCUUGUUUACAAUAUGCAUUUUGGGACACCAGUUCCAAUCAUGUUAAUAGUAGACUUCUUUUUUUUUUUUUUUUUAUUUGCUCAUCUCAGUCAUUUUAAUUUUUUUUUUUUUUUUUAAACAUAGUCUAUACUAGUGUUUUAGAAGAUACUGAUGAAAGGGCAAUGUAUGCAGUGUAGUGUGUCCCUGGUUUUCUGCAGGGUUAAGAGUUUUAUUUCUUGUGUCACUUCUGUGAAGUAAUUGUACUUAUAUUGAUUUUACAGAGUAAAUGUUGAGUUCCCUUGUCAGCCCAAGCUAGUGGUUGUACAAGGUGCUGGAUGAUUUGUAUGUUUCACAUCAAACCUUGCCAACACUUUAAUACUGUUAUGCUUUUGUUAAAUCAUACAUUUAAUAUCAUAAGAAGAGAGUGAAUUUUGGUAUGUACUUGUUGAUAUACAUAUUCGAUAAUAAUUAUUUUAGAAAAAGUAAAAUUGGAUUUUUGCCAAAUGCUAGAAAUGAACCACAAGGCCUACAGUUAAACAUGUUGUAAAGACAUGUUAAAUAGCAGGAUAACAGCACUGUGGCAUAAACCAUGCAUGUAUUAAUUGUGUCAGAUAAGCAGGUGGAGCAAAAUUGUAUUGAUUGCAGGCAGCCGUAAGGCUUUAUCAAUUAAAAGAAAAUAUGCUUGCAUGAGAAAAGUCUAGUUAGAUAUGAAAAAGAAUGCAGUUGUAUUGAUUUGCAUUGACAACAAAAUAUAUUGUCUGUUUGCUGUAGAAAAUACAACACUCUGUGCUUGCAGUGGCAGAGCAUGCAAUUGCACUCAUUUUUCUGUUUGUGAUGGCUGUUUUUGCAGUUUUGAACCCUAAAUUCUGCUUGCAAUAUUUGCUAUUUCACCUUAUACAUUGAAUAAAUGAUAAUGCUUUACUUUUGUGCUCACAGUUACAAAGGAGCUAUAUAAAAUAAAGUUUUAUUAUAUGAUUUAAUAAAGCAAUUGACAUUUACGUUCCUCCAAAUUAAAAUAGUUGUUUUACAUCUGGAAAGUGCUAGUAUUGUUGCAAUUGUAAAACUUCAAGCAGAAAUUCCAUUUAUUUUCUGCUGUUGCAUCAUUUUACUAGCAGUAAAGCUCUGUGAGCGUUCAGUAUGGGAGGCAUGCUUGUAUGUACAUAUGUGAUGUACAAAAUGUUUACAGUAAAAAUAUUGCCCAAAACAGGUGAAAUACUGUGUUUUGUGGCUGCCUUUAAUAAUAAAAUCUUUUUAAAAAUCCUGUACUUUGAGGGCUUGAUUGGGUUUUACUACUUAGCCAUGCAAUAAGAUAAUGUGUAACUCUAAGCUGAUCUAAUAAAAUAAGUACAUUACCAUGAUAGUGUAUAAGUACAUGGUAGAUUGACCUGCAAUGCCUUGUAUGUAUAUAAAGAGCAAGGGUUUUGAUCUUUGAAAGAAUGAUGAAGUUGUAUUUUCCUUGAGGUUCUUAUUAUCAUCAUGUUAUUUGUAAACUAUUUGUGCAAUGAUCCUUUGUCAUGCAAACAUCUGAUUUCUUUCUGUUGUUUAGGGGAAAGAAGGAAGUUUACCUGACCAACAUAGCAUAUGUCACAGAUGGGAAAGAGAAUUAGAGAUAUUGUGGAAUUAAAGGGACACAAAUAACACAACUAUUUCAAUGGGGUGAACUGCUUUAAUAUCAGAUAUGUCAUUUACAUUUUUUGAGAUUUUAGUGGAAGUCAGGAACAAAAAGGUGCAUCACUAUAAUGCUGUCCAUUAGCAAAUUACUGUUGCCCCAUGUUUAAUAUUUUAUAAAUGUGAUAUUUGUAUCUCUUUGGUUCUUUUAAUGUAGCAUAUGUCUGAAUUACCCAAAUAAUUAAAAAAAAACAUUUUGUGAUGAUGAUAUUGAUCUUAUUUGGCUGUUUAUAAAUGUGGUGGUUGUCUGAUUAUAACCUUGGUCAUCCAGUUUACAUCACUUCUGUUGUAUUUUGAGACCUAGCACUAGCACUAGAAAUCUCCUUUACCCUGAUACAGUUGUUAGGGAUCAAGAGCCAAGGUUAAGGCAAACACACAUUUUACUGUAAGGAAUGUAAUUGUGUUUUUUGUUUUUUGUUUUUUUUUUUUUUACUAUGUGGUAUGUUUGAAAUUUAGUUGUGCAAUAUUUUAUAUGAAAUAAAGCAGUGUUUUUUUUUUCCAUUUGAAGUGUACAUUUCUAUCCAGUCAUUUAAAGCAGGUUAUACCUAACAAAUGUGGAUUUGAUUUAUGCAUUAUUUAUAAAACUUAAUAGAAAGUACACUUCUUGAUAUUGUUUGAGUUGUUCAAAAUUGGGUCUUCAAAAUGUGUUUGAAGAGAUUGAUUGUGAGUAUUAUGCAACAUGAAGCUGUAAAACAAAUGAAAGAGAAUUGUACUGUAUGACUGAGUAUUGUAAAUGCUAUGUUGUUCACCUUUGCAGAUGAAGAAUUCUGCCUGUUGUACUGUUUUCUUAAUACAUAUGUCAUUUUUGCUACAUUUUUUGUUUUAUUUAAUGUUUGAAUUUUACCAUUUUAUUCAUUCUUAGUAAUAGAAUUCUGAAAUCAAAUGUUUGGUUUGAGUGGAAUAGAGUGCAAACUACAAUAUAAACUGCUCCUGACUUUAUAUAAGAACAGUCACACUUAGGUAGAGAUCCUUUUCUUAAUAUAUUUCAGAUGCAUUUGUUACCAUUGUUCACAUAGCAUAUUACUCAUUUUCUAGCACAGGUGCUAUGAUUUCUGUAUUGUUUGUAAAUCCUUAGGAAAACAAUUUGGAUUGAGCCCUGUCUAAUUUUAAUAGCACCUAUUUUCGUCUUCAUUAUGCAAAAACAGCCUGCUUUGUGGGUGCAGACAUAAUUAGAGACUUUUAGUAAUUAGACAUCCCAGUCAUGUCAUGGCUGUAUAUUUUUCUUGAGGCGGUCAUUUGUUGUCCUAAGGGGGGAGGUUUUGGAUACUGGGGAAGGGUAUUUUAAGGUAUUUGAGGGAAAGGUACAUGUGUGUUAUUUAAAAAAAAAA